Schizosaccharomyces japonicus yFS275 is the source of this 2839-nucleotide messenger RNA. Its product is annotated as DUF890 family protein. Gene Ontology annotation, molecular function: U6 snRNA (adenine(43)-N6)-methyltransferase activity; methyltransferase activity. NCBI's taxonomy places the organism in Eukaryota, Fungi, Ascomycota, Schizosaccharomycetes, Schizosaccharomycetales, Schizosaccharomycetaceae. Gene Ontology annotation, biological process: snRNA (adenine-N6)-methylation; mRNA splicing, via spliceosome. The coding region runs from base 251 to 1561 and encodes 436 amino acids. The record is from RefSeq and is a predicted model, not a curated record. The transcript has 5 exons.
UCUUUGCGCUCUCAAUUGUAUAACACUUCUUAUUCUCAUAAUUCGGUACGUUCUUAAACAGAUGGAAUGAAAAAAACGAUUUUUUCUGAAGAGUGCUGUUUUGCACGGUGUGGGGGAUAGGUGGUAAAAAAUGGUUACGUGAUCAAAACAGUCAAACGGGUAUAUUAAACGAAACAGUUUUUAUUCUACUUCCUCUGCCCCUCUGCUCUGUUUGGAAGUUAAUUUUUUGUCGAGUUCAUAAAACACGAGCAUGUCAAAGCCUUUGGACGUUAACUUCAAGGCGCUGGCUGACGAGAACGACGAACUUCGGCCGUUUGUCAAGGAUGGAAAAAUUGACUUUUGGGAUAUGAACGCAUUACAAGCUUUGACAAGGGCAAUUCUGUCGAGUCACUUUCAUUUAGAUCUGCAUUUAGGAAGUGAUUGUCUGUGUCCGAUGGUCGUGAACCGGCAUAUGUACAUUACGUUCAUAAAUGAACUACUGUGCUCUACUUGCGAACAUGCUCCUGAAACAGUUUUUGGUCUUGAUAUUGGAACAGGUGCUACUUGCAUUUAUCCAUUAUUAGGAUGUGCCACAUACACAAAUUGGAUAUUCUAUGCGACGGACAUCGAUGAAACAUCACUGGUUCGUGCCGCCUUCAAUAUUCGGCGAAAUGGUUUCGAGGAUCGGAUCUGGUUGUUGGAAAGACGGUCGCCUGAAGAUGCACUAUUACCAUUCAAGACAAUUGAAGCUAAUGGUUGCAACUUGUCAUUUACUAUGUGUAAUCCACCGUUUUAUGCUACAAUCGAAGAAGCUAAAAAUACUACACAAAAGUUAACCUCUCCGUAUGCUGUGUGCACCGGUGCCCCAAACGAAAUGGUUACUAAAGGCGGUGAAACAGAGUUUGUCUUGCGCAUUCUGCGCGAGAGUUUGCAGCAAGAUGAGCGACGGAGACAGGAGCACAAAUCGCACUUGACCUGGUACACAUGCAUGCUUGGUAAAUUGUCUACCGUGGAGCGUAUUGUCGUUGAACUACGAGCAUCCUCCGUUAAUAAUUACGCUUUGCACGAGUUGAUUCCUGGACAGACCAAACGCUGGAUCAUAGCGUGGAGUUUCUGUGACCAACGGCCUCCUCCUGAAUUAGCUCGACCUGUUUCGCGAUCUCUUCACAAGCUGUUGCCUUGGAACACAAAGCUGCGUUUCCUUUUCCCUCUGUCAAAAGAAACAAACUUGGUGAAAGAACGGUUAGCUCUUUUGCUGGAUGAAUGGAAAGUAUCGGUGCAAUGGGAAGAAGACGUCUGCCAUACUGACUCGCUUUUGUUUAAUGCUGUAAUUAACGCAGCCAAUGACACUUGGUCAAGAAAAGCUCGUCGAAAACGUAUGAAAGAAUCGGCAUCGGUAUGCAACUUUGUGAACAGUCCUCCUGUCUCGGUUCUACGCGUUUGCGUUCAAUUGGAAUUGGAAUUGGGUUAUAGGGAGCACAGGAGUUUCCUAACCUUCCGUUGGAAAGCUGGGAAGGAUCCUAUGUUAUUUGAGAGCUUUGCGAAUACAGUAUAUCGCAAACUGACAACAGCGACAGCAUAAACAACUGCCAGUUUCGUCCCAAGCUGUGUUCAAAAACGAAAGCUCCAUUAGACACAAGCACACAUACACACACACGCACAACAAAUACAUCCUCCCAUUCCACCACCCACUCACAGAUUCUUCAUAUGCUGGUUCUAUUUCGUCAUGUCUUAGUUAAGUUUAGUUGUCCUUCUUCACGUUCUUGCCGUAGCUGUCAAGUUCGACGAGGGCAUCGUUCAUGGCCUUGGUUGUUUGAGCCAUCAACUCGGGAAUAUCAGCAGUGGUCUUUCCCUUGGUCGAAAUAGGAUUAAGGACCUUGAUGGUAAAGGUACCGGGCUGGAUGUGCUUGGUAGGAGGGUGGAAAAUGUGCGAGUAGUUUUGAACGGCAAUAGGAAUAAUAGGAGCAUCUGCUUGCAAGGCCAAAUGGAAAGCACCCUUCUUAAGAGGGAGGAUCUUGGGCUCCGUCGCGUAGGAGCGAGUACCUUCAGCAAAAACCCACGUCUUAAUUUCCUCACGCUUCAUACGCUCGGCAGCAUUGGCGAAAAUCUUGAUUGCUUCACCACGCUUAGCACGAUUGAUGAAGACAACGUCGGCGAGAAUCAUGAACCAGCCUAAAAAGGGGACGUAUCUGAGUGAGUUCUUGGCAAUCACAGAGCAGUAUGGUGUAAACGUUCUGCCAAUUACCAUAAUAUCCAGUUCGCUCUGGUGGUUAACAAUCAACACAGCACGAGCUCUCUUCUUCAGUAUAUCAUGGUUCAAAACGCGAAUUUUAAUACCGAGGAUGGUUCCUCCCAGCCAAUAGUACAUCCGUGAAGUCAAAUAUUGGCCCAUGAUGGCUCGUCCAAAACAACGACAAAUAGCAGACAUAACCGUUCCAUAAGCAGCAGCAACAAGUAAAGUACCGGUACUCACAAACGUACGGAUACGAUACGAAAGAAAUUGUCUAGGGACCAGCCGAUAUUUGUCAAGACUAAUGACACCUGCCACGGCGGCGAUGCCUGCAAGAAUAAGUUUUUUCCAACCGACCAUUGUCAAACAGAAACCCAAGCGAGUUCACGAACGACUUGUUUUAAAUAAAAAAGUUUACCGACGGUACAAGAGGAUUUUGGAUUUGGAGUUGCAGGGCCCCGGAGCUUGAUAUUUAAGAAUUUUGGUGGUGGUGGAAGCUGGUGACACCGGCUGGCUGUGGAACCACCACACUCUGCCCUGGAUAGAGCUUUGUCUGGGUAGAAAAAGUUUGAGUAGGCGGAUUAAUAGUAAUAGGAGAAAUGAAACUCGCCAAGGGUGUGAAAGAGAUUA